Acaromyces ingoldii is the source of this 838-nucleotide messenger RNA. RefSeq names its product GAF domain-like protein. The record is from RefSeq and is a predicted model, not a curated record. Lineage: Eukaryota; Fungi; Basidiomycota; Exobasidiomycetes; Exobasidiales; Cryptobasidiaceae. The coding region runs from base 97 to 741 and encodes 214 amino acids. The transcript is spliced from 2 exons.
GAAUUUCCUCUAAUUUUUGGAGCUUCUUUCGCCCGUAAGAAGAAAGAAGUCGACGACAACGACGACGACGAAAACCGAGCUAAUACAGCAGACGAGAUGGUGCACGCGGAUGCGGCCAUCCUGCCGGACUACAUCAAGACCAAGGCGGACCUGUACGAGCAUGUGUGCCUCCAGCUGACGGGCUUGCUAGCGGAUCAGCGGAGCUGGGUGUCGAACCUGUCCAACGCCUCGUCGAUUCUCUACCACUCGCUCAACGCCUUUUCGAAAGAGGACCACUACAACUGGGCGGGCUUCUACCUCCUCUCGCCGCUACUGCCCGGCCGCGUCGAGGUCAAGACGCCGACGCUGCUCCUGGGCCCUUUUCACGGCCUGCCGGCGUGCCAGAGCAUCGCGAGCGUGCCGGGCAAGGGUGUUUGUGCCGAUGCCAGUGCGCUCCUGCCGCCCCGCACCGUCAAGGUGGACCGGACGGAUGACUAUCCGGGCCACAUUGCGUGCGACAGCGCCUCGCAGUCGGAGUGCGUCGUGCCACUCGUCGUGCCGCGCAGCCGUGUCGUUUCGUUUGCCGAAGCUUCCUCCUCGUCGCAGGGGCUAGGCACCGAGUGGGCCGGCAGGGGAGACGACGAGGGCAUCAUCGUCGGCGUGCUCGACAUUGACUGUGAGGCCGAGGAGGGCUUCGACCAGGAAGACGUCAAGGGCUUGGAGCGCGUCGUCAAGAUCAUCGUCGAUGCGUGCGACUGGUGACCGCCGUCAUCGUCGAUGCAGUAGCAGCAGAAUAGCAAAGCAAGCAUUGUAGAAAAGGAAUAGUAGUAGUGAUUAAUAGAAGCAUUUACCCAGCGGC